Messenger RNA from Purpureocillium takamizusanense, 951 nucleotides. RefSeq lists its product as uncharacterized. The coding region runs from base 1 to 951 and encodes 316 amino acids. The record is from RefSeq and is a predicted model, not a curated record. Lineage: Eukaryota; Fungi; Ascomycota; Sordariomycetes; Hypocreales; Ophiocordycipitaceae. The transcript is spliced from 3 exons.
AUGUUUCCCGGGGGCCCAAACCCAAUACAGGUGCAAUUCCUGCCGCCGUACAAGCAGGCGAACCCGCCGCCCACCCCCAUCGUCUUGAUCCACGACGGCGGAGGCACCAUCUUCAGCUACUUCAUCCUCGGCGGCCUCAACCGCGAUGUCUGGGCCGUCUUCAACCCCAAGUUCUUCGACGGCGAGCCGUGGGAGGGCGGCAUGGACGAGAUGGCGCGCCACUACAUCGACCUGAUUGUCGAGGCCGGCAUCAGCGGCACCAUUUAUCUUGGAGGCUGGUCUCUCGGAGGCUUUCUGUCGCUCACAAUGGCGCGCAUGCUCGCCGACGAUCCGUCUACGGACCUGUCCAUCGCCGGCUUCCUCAUCAUCGACUCCCCGUACCACCUCGCGCGCGCCAAGAUCCCGACGCAGACGACCAAGUCGAAGAUCGACGGCAUCCCCCCUCUGGUCCAGAAAGCGUUCGACAACUGCGACGCCAUGCUGCAGCAUUGGGACCUCCCGUCGUGGGACGCUCCAUCCGACACGGACGCGGAGACCGAGCUGAGGGUCGCGGGCCGAAGUUUCACGCUCCAGCGGGGAAGCGUCCUGUACAAGGCAGUGGACGAGGACUGGAAACCCUUGAGCGUGCGGCGGCUCGAGCACUACGAAAAGGCAGCAGAGGACAAGCCGGUCGCCGCGCCGCCCCCCGGCGUCAUGAUUCGAUGCACGCGCCACACGCAAAAGGCGGACGAGGCCCAGCCGGGGACGCCCCUCAUCGACGUGUUCCGCGAUGAGAAGCUGCUGGGCUGGGAAGGAAACCAUGCCGACUUCAUCAAGGCCGUCAUUGACGUCGAUGCCGACCACUAUGGAGUGUUUGACAAGGAUGAUCAGCCCAAGAUGGAUAAUCUGACUUUUCAAGUCAACUCUGGGCUUGAGAUUCUGGACAGUCUCGCUAAGCGGUCAAAGAAAUGA